This is a messenger RNA of Amyelois transitella, 871 nucleotides long. RefSeq lists its product as uncharacterized. The coding region runs from base 344 to 871 and encodes 175 amino acids. NCBI's taxonomy places the organism in Eukaryota, Metazoa, Arthropoda, Insecta, Lepidoptera, Pyralidae. The transcript is spliced from 2 exons. The record is from RefSeq and is a predicted model, not a curated record.
CCGACAGUACGCACGCGCGCAAAGAAAGUCCGGAACUUUCUAACUACACCUAAAACGCGGGCAAAUUAAAAAGAAAAAAGUUGACACAUAAAAACUCCAAAGAAUCUGAUAGUCUAUGAUCGCGACAUUUUUAAAAAAGGAAAUCGCCAAAUUUUUAAGUUAGGAAUGAAAGAUUCGGGUUUAGUGAAAAGAAAGUGAAUAUUUUGUGUUGCGGUAUCUACCAAGUGGAUCUGUGAAUCUAAAUUGUGCAUUGUCUACGAAAUAAGAGUACCUCUAUACUGGAUACACAUCACAAUGGGCCCAAGGAAACUAUCUGUUCAGCGCCGCCGCCGCGCUACGCACCAUGGGUCAAGAACAGUCAUACGCUGGUCACGCUAGCGUCGCCCAGGUCAGGAGAUAUAAGGACAAAUACGACCCUACACCCUUCACAGUCUCCCCAGUAGACUUCCGAACUGACUACGAAGAGAAAGACAAAGACUUCAAAAGACAUAAAGCCAGACGAAGCGCCGAAAGCUUUAAAAGUGAUAACUCCACGGAAAGUAGCGGCUAUCGAAGCGGAUCAAGCGCUUACGAAUGCCGAUCAGAUAGAUCCUAUAAAAGCGAUUAUUAUUGCACGUCUUUAUACAAAAACGAUCAUUACAAAGACGUCAACAAAGAAUUGUAUAAGCCCGUAAAGAUAUCUAAAGAGAAACGGUACAAAUUGCCGUUUGAAGUUGACAAAGAAGAUAUAAGAAAAGAUAGAUUGAACAGUUACUUGAAUGACGCUGAAGCUCAUAAGAGUAAUACGCAAAAGAAGGGUGGUAUAAGGAAUUACACGCCUAAGAUAUUGUCUGAGGAGGACGAGAGGAAACAGGUUGAUAAGUGGAUUUAA